Nelumbo nucifera (sacred lotus) is the source of this 693-nucleotide messenger RNA. The record is from RefSeq and is a predicted model, not a curated record. NCBI's taxonomy places the organism in Eukaryota, Viridiplantae, Streptophyta, Magnoliopsida, Proteales, Nelumbonaceae.
AUGAGCACAUCAGAGGAUGUACAGAUGGACAAGCUCACAAUAGUUCAUUUUGGUAAGUCACCAGAUUCUUUAUUCUAUAAAAUUCCACGCUUUGUGAUGCACAUUGAUGAUCCAGCAAUUUGUGCACUUACAAAGUACUAUUCAAAAGUUUUCCCACCUAGUAGCACACCAGGUGUGAGUCUACUGGAUUUAUGUAGCAGUUGGGUGAGUCAUUUUCCAGCAGGAUACAAGCAAGAAAGGGUAGUAGGUUUAGGUAUGAAUGAAGAAGAGCUUAAUCGCAACCCUGUUCUAACUGAGUAUUUUGUACAAGAUUUAAAUGUGAAUCCCAAACUUCCAUUUGAAGAUAAAUCUUUUGAUGUUAUUACUAAUGUGGUUAGUGUUGAUUAUUUGACAAGGCCUAUUGAUGUUUUCAAAGAGAUGUGUCGGAUUCUUAAGCCAGGAGGUCUAGCAAUAAUGAGUUUUUCAAACCGUUGUUUUUGGACGAAAGCAAUCUCCAUAUGGACUUCAACAGGUGAUGAUGAUCAUGCUUUGAUUGUUGGGUCGUAUUUCCAUUAUGCUGGAGGCUUUGAACCUCCUCAGGCUGUGGAUAUAUCCCCCAGUCCAGGUCGUUCAGAUCCAAUGUACAUUGUAUACUCUAGAAAGGUGCCUACUGCUUAAUCACCUAAGCUUAGAUUUUUAGGUUGAUUUCCGUGU